GAACUUUAUUGUUACGGGCUUACAGGACAUAGAUAAGUGCAGGCAGCAGCUGCAUGAUAUCACGGUGCCUCUAGAAGUGUUUGAAUAUAUUGAUCAAGGUCGAAAUCCCCAGCUCUACACCAAAGAGUGCCUGGAGAGGGCUCUAGCUAAAAAUGAGCAAGUUAAGGGGAAGAUUGACACAAUGAAGAAAUUUAAAAGCCUGCUGAUUCAGGAACUUUCUAAAGUGUUUCCAGAAGAUAUGGCCAAGUAUCGGAGCAUCCGGGGGGAAGAUCACCCCCCUUCCUAAGUGUGUGAAGACCUCCACAUCCCUUUAACUACUCGGACUGAUCCAGUGAGACGCUGUGCCUGCCAAUGCUGCCUUCCAGCCAUGGGGACUGGCCUCGCCCCUACCUCCUGCUCCCAUUGUUUGAUCUUGUGGGACUCUGGGACUAGAGGAGUAGAGCUGUGCCCCAGCAGCUCGCAGACCCUUGGGUGGUCCCUUCUUUCUCUAGGGAAAGUGGGCAGGAAGACAGCCUUGCUGAAAUGUGACGUGAGAUUGGGAUUCUACUUGAUAUUUUCUUUUUAUGUACUGUUCUGUUACAGGUUAGUUCUGUUACAGAACUAGGUUUUAUAUUUUACAUUUUCAGACAUGGUGCAUAAGAAUGCAACUGUUUUCAUGAGUCUCAACUAGACAUAAUAAAGUCUUAAGUUUUACAUGGC
Molecule: messenger RNA, 699 nt
Organism: Cricetulus griseus (Chinese hamster)
Lineage: Eukaryota; Metazoa; Chordata; Mammalia; Rodentia; Cricetidae
Source: RefSeq, a predicted model, not a curated record